Molecule: messenger RNA, 360 nt
Organism: Penicillium angulare
Lineage: Eukaryota; Fungi; Ascomycota; Eurotiomycetes; Eurotiales; Aspergillaceae
Exons: 2
Coding region: 1-360 (119 amino acids)
Source: RefSeq, a predicted model, not a curated record
AUGAGUCCCAACAAGAAAGUCACGAAGGCGUCAACCGCCACCAACCUCACCAUGGGUGAUGUCAAAUUCACCCAAGAGGAGGUGAGAACCCUGGCUGCAGCCGUCAGAUUUGGCGAAAUCCAACUCAACCCCGACGAAAUCUCGAAGAAACUCGGAAUUACUAAGAACGCCUGGGCUCUGCGCUGGCGCCGCGCAAGGUUAAAGCUUCAGAAUAUCCCGCUCGGCACCGCUGAUUCUCCUCCCGCCAACCCCGGGGCAAACCGAGGCGACAAAAUCGACACCAUGAUCAGAGAGAAUGCGGAGAUGGUCAACGAUACCGCUGAAGACUCCGAGCAGAUCGAUGAGACUGAGACCGCUUAG